This is a messenger RNA of Hirsutella rhossiliensis, 828 nucleotides long. Its product is annotated as pyroglutamyl peptidase domain-containing protein. Gene Ontology annotation, biological process: proteolysis. The transcript is spliced from 3 exons. NCBI's taxonomy places the organism in Eukaryota, Fungi, Ascomycota, Sordariomycetes, Hypocreales, Ophiocordycipitaceae. The record is from RefSeq and is a predicted model, not a curated record. The coding region runs from base 1 to 828 and encodes 275 amino acids.
AUGAAGCCCUCUGUCUUCUCCUUGCUCGUCUCGGCUCUGGCCGGCACUGUCGCGGCAAAGCCUGUCGAGGCGGCAGCAAUAGCCGGGGCCGAUCUCGAACCGGCCUCUCCAAUGACUCAACAUGCUCCCAAGGCUGUGCUAACGGUCCUUGUCACCGGCUUCGGCAACUUCGCCCAGCUCAAGAACCCGUCGUGGGAAAUUGCCAAAGGCCUCCCGUCGUGCCUCCCUGCCCUGGGGGCCGACAAGGGGAAAACUAUUGAAAUCCCUCCGGUGCGCAUCCUCGUCCCUCAGGAGGCCAUCCCGGUUAGCUACAAGGCGGUAAGGGAAAUUGUGCCGUCCUUCUGGGAGACGUACCAGGGCCAUAAGGUUGACCUGGCGAUCCACAUUGGCAUGACCGCCGGGUCCGUGUAUAAGAUAGAGCGAAGAGGACACCGCAAUGGCUACAAGAUUGGGGACAUCGACGAGGAGAUUCCCGAGGACGAGGAGAAAGGUAAGAAGGGAGAAAACUGGAUUUGGCAAGGCCUACCCGACGAGAUCCAGACGGAACUGGACCUAGACGACGUUUUGAAGCGGUGGCAGGGAUUCGGCGCUAAGAACGCAAGCCUGCAAGUCUCUGAGGAUGCCGGCAGAUUCCUAUGCGAUUUCAUCUACUACUCGAGCCUGUCGACGCUAUGGAAGCGGCAGCGGCCGCGAAAGGUCGUGUUCCUGCAUGUCCCUACCGACUCGUCUAGUCAAGCCGUCCGCCAGGGACAAGAGCUUACGCUCAGCCUGAUUCGGUCGAUGGUCGAAAGCGAGACCCAGCGAGCCGGAAACGCGGCGUGUACAUGA